ACACUUCAGUGUUGUGGAAGACAGUAAGACAUUAGCGUUAGCCGAACGAUGGACAGCGUGCAGACGCGUAGUUUUAUUGCCCUGCUUCUGUAGCUAAGGAGAUGAAUGUGCAGCUGAAAAUGACCUUUAUCACAGAAACACGAAGAGGAAUUUUAUUUGCGUUGGUUUUUAUUUUUGCGAUUAUUCAUAUUUCAUUAGAAACUCCGUCAGAUGAAGCUGUGACUCAUGGGUUUGAAAUUCCUGAUGAAUUAGAAGGCCAGAGUACAGAGGAUGCAGAGUCUCUGUCUCGGAGACAGUUCAAGACUGCAGAAAUCGCAGAUGCUGUUUUGGGGACAGAUCUGUCUGAAAACACAGCUGGGAUUGAAGCAUUCAUUCCUAAAAACCUCAUCUCUACACCAUGUGAGAAGGAAGUGACAGAGGAGGUGAAAGAGGAGGAUGUGGUAAUGAAGGAGGAGGCAGUGAUGGAGGUGGUUGAGAUGAAGCAGGAACGUCCAGCAGGAGGUGAUGAGCAGAACUCCACGGAAACUGCAAAGACGUACAAAGUGAGCUGUGAUAAAAGGAGCAUCAUUGGACUUGAUACCUUCAUAGUGCAGAUUCUCAACGCAUCACAGGACUUGAUGGACUUCCUGAAUUCUAACAGCUCUGAAUGCUCAUUGGUUCUCUUCUACACUUCCUGGUGUCAGUUCUCUGCCCACCUCGCUCCUCACUUUAAUGCUCUGCCAAGAGUUUUUCCCAUCAUGCAUUUCCUCGCUCUUGAUGCCUCACAACACAGCAGUUUGUCGACACGCUUCGGGACUGUUGCUGUUCCCAACAUUUUGCUGUUUCAGGGCGCUAAACCAAUGGCACGCUUUAACCACACAGAGAGAACACUCGAGACGCUAACAGCCUUCAUCGCUAAUCAAACAGGGUUUGAGGCAGUUGUAGGUCAGAUGGUGACAGAUGACGAUCGUGUUGGUCCUUUACUCAGCGUCCCAGUGAGGAGCAUCGACUGGCUUUUUGUGUUCAGUGUCAUGUUUCUGUCCAUAUUCAGUUUGUAUGCCAUCCUGCGGACCGACAGCAUCCGGCUGCUCAUCCCUGGCCACGAACAUGACCACCAGGACUGACAUUAUUGUUAUUAUUACAGUGUUGUUUGUACAAACCAUUUCUCAAUCUGUGAAUUUGGGUCAAAUGGAUGUUUUGGAAUAAACAAUCACAUAAAUAAAUCCAUAAUGAAA
Messenger RNA from Neoarius graeffei (lesser salmon catfish), 1214 nucleotides. It is a transcript of the gene txndc15, whose product is annotated as thioredoxin domain containing 15. The record is from RefSeq and is a predicted model, not a curated record. Lineage: Eukaryota; Metazoa; Chordata; Actinopteri; Siluriformes; Ariidae. Bases 102 to 1103 code for a protein of 333 amino acids. The transcript has 5 exons. Gene Ontology annotation, cellular component: cilium. Gene Ontology annotation, biological process: cilium assembly.